UACAACACUUUGUCCGAUGAUCAUACAUCACGCGGGCCGUCGCAAGGAGAAAUUUGAAUCAGCUUCCUCGAGACCAGGAUUGAGCCAAGACCAAGUUAUCAUGAGGCCUGUCAUGCCACCGCGCGGACGUUGUGGCUUCUGAGACGGUCAACACCUAUGUAUCACAGAUCCAACACGCCAAUGAAGGGGUUCAAAGACGUCUACACGCGUUGCAAAAUCGUAGGACGCAUGUCCACGCUUGAUACGGUGUCAAGCGUGUCAUACAUAGUCAAUCGACCACCGCAGCACCCAUUGCAGAUCCCCGACCAAGGCCCCAUUCCUGUUAUCCUGAUGCGAAUGGUCGGCGCGCAAUUAUUGUUCUGCUCGGAGGUGAUCUUGUUCAUCAAAUCCUCGAUAUACAGUGAAUCAAUAUCACGCACAUACCCAAGGCGUAGACACAUCGACGUUCAUCGACCCAUCACCAGGGAAAUCGCACUGCUGAGGCAUCUCCAACAGAUUAUAUUCAUGACAUACUCUGAACUACUGCAACAGGAUGUCGGCCUCUCCAACACAGAAACCCAUCCUCCCAAUCCACCGCCGUAUCGUCAUGAGCGCCAGCCGAAGCGAUGCCUCCAAAACAGCGGACAGACGAGUCAAACAGACGAGCUCCCAGACAUCAGAGAAGGGCCCCAGCACCUCCUGAGAGGUGCCGUAUUUCGUUCUAGGGGACGGGAACGCGGACAAGGAGACGGAAGAGCAACCACCGAGCCCGAACUUUUGUGUCCCCAGGAUUUGUUCUAUUAAGUUUUUGCGACGCGAAGACGCGCGUUUUAAGGCUGCGCGACGCGUACGUAAGCGUUUCCCACCUCGUUGACGGCGCUCAAGCAGUGGCACGUGUUAUCGAACCCCGGAUGCUCUUGACGCUGCCCCGCACGGAGCGAACGGCCGUAUAUCAGCCUCUCCUUGCAACCGUCGCGUUCUCUCGCUGUCGUCCCACUGCUAACGCGUCUCGAACGCAGAACUACUACUUGCACAGUCUCCCCACUUAACUUCCGCUUUUUCAGAAUGUC
Fomitopsis serialis is the source of this 1049-nucleotide messenger RNA. RefSeq lists its product as uncharacterized. The record is from RefSeq and is a predicted model, not a curated record. Lineage: Eukaryota; Fungi; Basidiomycota; Agaricomycetes; Polyporales; Fomitopsidaceae. Bases 157 to 783 code for a protein of 208 amino acids. The transcript has a single exon.